Messenger RNA from Camellia sinensis, 744 nucleotides. NCBI's taxonomy places the organism in Eukaryota, Viridiplantae, Streptophyta, Magnoliopsida, Ericales, Theaceae. The record is from RefSeq and is a predicted model, not a curated record.
AUGAAGAACUUGAAGAUUUUAAGAUGUUGUAACCUCAUUGGUUUUCGAAAUCAACACCUUAUUGCUAUAGCUGAUGCUUUACCAUUGCUUGAAGAGCUCGAUAUCCAAUCUGAGUGCUAUAUCCAAUCCGAAUACAAUUAUAAUCUGUGGGCCGCAGAAUUUAAAAGUGCAAAGUACAUGGUAACUGAUGCUGGGAUUGAGGUAUUAUCGCGCAAGCUUCGAGGUUCACCAGAUGAUUCGUUCACUUUUGAGAAUUCCAUGAUUUAUGCAACAUCUUUAUGCGAUCUCGACUUAGUAGCAUCCGGAGAUAAUGACAGACUAAUUUGUUCAAUUGCAACAGCAGGCAUUCCAUUAGAGAAGUUCAUAUUGCACGAUGAUUUUGGUUUGAGCUUACAUGGACUCGUGACUUUCUUACGUGCAUGUCCGUCUUUGACACCCUUAGAACUGUGUGCUAUACAAUUCCUCAAUGACAAUUCCAUGAGGGAUUUAUGCCAAUAUCUUCCUAAUCUUAUCUCCAUAACAAUUUAUGCGUGUCAAAAGUUAACUGCUACAACCUUCUUCAUCCUUGCAAAAGAAUGUCCCGUCCUUUCAGAAAUUAAACUGCAACAUACUGAUCUAGAAGUAGAGGAUGAUUUUGAUAUGGAAUUAGAAAGGAAUUAUCAUAUUAGAUCUUUGGAGUUAAGUUAUGGGCGUGUGAAUGACGAAUUCCUGACAAAAAUAGGGGUUGUUUGCCCCAACUUAUAG